This is a messenger RNA of Hyposmocoma kahamanoa, 366 nucleotides long. Its product is annotated as protein GVQW3-like. The transcript has a single exon. The record is from RefSeq and is a predicted model, not a curated record. Bases 1 to 366 code for a protein of 121 amino acids. Lineage: Eukaryota; Metazoa; Arthropoda; Insecta; Lepidoptera; Cosmopterigidae.
AUGACGGAUCCGUUAGAACAGAGGUACGCAGUGAAAUUUUGUGUUCUACUCGGCAAAAAUACUGUGGAAACCAACGAGAUGAUUAAACAGGCCUUCAAGGACAAAGCCUUGUCCGAAUCCUCGGUCAGGAAGUGGCACAAGAUGUUCCGUGACGGAAGGGAAGAGGUGACCGACGAAGCCCGCUCUGGUCGUCCUUCAACAUCGCGGACCGACGAGAACGUUGACCGUGUGCGUCAGCUUCUCAACGAGGAUCGUCGUCAAGGAGUGCGGUUGAUAGCACAGACCCUCAACAUCGCCAAGUCGACCGUGCAUCGCAUCGUGACCGAGGAGUUAAGGACAUCCAAGAAGCUACGACGAGGGCGCUGA